ACUCUUGCUCUCAUUCAGCUUCUUAUAACUAUUUUACAGAUAGAUAAGGUCUCUCUAAUAGCUUUCUUUGAUCUGAAUCGAAUUGAAGAUCGAUAUGGGUUUGAGUUCGAAGCAGGUUUCUAGUAGUGGGGUUGAUUGGAACCAGGCGUUGCUUCAAGAUCAGAAGUUGGAACUUCCAAAGCCUCCAUUGAUGAGCAAACUGCAACAGCAACAGCAGCAGCAGCAGCAGCAGAUGCAACAGCAGCGACAGCAAUCUCAGCAAUCAUCGGAGCCUUUGAAGUGUCCGAGGUGUGAUUCGACCAACACCAAGUUCUGUUACUACAACAACUACAACAAGUCCCAGCCUCGCCAUUUCUGCAGAGCCUGCAAGAGGCACUGGACUAAAGGUGGCACCCUGCGCAAUGUCCCCGUUGGCGGUGGCCGGAAAAACAAACGGGUCAAGAAAUCAUCCACCCGCAUCUCUUCCUCCGCCGCCGCCUCCUCAACCUCCGGCAGUGGUGGGUUGAGUACCCGCAUGACAAUUCAGAGUUCUCUGCAAAGGCCGAGUAAUAAUCUUCCUCUUCCUUCAUCCUCUGCCUCUCUCUUUCAGUCUCUGAUUCGUCCUCCUCCGUCACAACCGUCCCUGCUGCUUCCUCAUCAGAAUCUGAUGAACCCCAGAGACUCAUCACCACAAAGUAAAGAUUUUGGAAUUGGGAAUUGUACCAGCAGCUUCUUGACUUCGAGUCUGCCUCUUCUUCCUCAUCAAAACCAGAGCUUUAUCUUCCCUUUCUCAAGCCCGAGCUCUUUUGAGACAAACCCAUGUUCUGUUUCAACCUCUCUGAGACCCUCAAGCGUUUACAAUAAUAAUAACAACUACGGCCAAGAGUUGAAGACAAUGGAGCAGCCAACCCAAACACAGACACAGCCAUGGGAGAUACCUUCCACAAGCGUAGCCAAUAGGGAAACGUCAAACUACUGGACUUGGGAAGACCUCGAUUCGUUGGUCUCAACUGAUCUCAAUGUUCCCUGGGAUGAUUCUGAUUUAAAACCCUGAGGCAGAAGAAGAGCGAGGAAGAAGAAGUAACAGAUAUAUUAAUUGACACACAUAUAUGAUAUAAAUAUAUAUACGUACGAAGUAGUGUUUAUAGGUUUGUUUAUUGGGGGUGUUUUGUGUUCUUGGUUUUCAGACGGAGAGUUCUAAGAAGUUGCAGUAUUUGGAGCUGUCCUUUUUUUAAGUUUCAGCUUCAUCUUCAAGCAAAAGGGGUUUGAGAGUUCAAAUUUUAAUUCCUUAAUGUAACGACUCUGAUGAUUGCCUCUUAGUUCUAAUUAAUUAAUUCUCUCAUUCUUCAUUUACUCUAAUGUUAUAUGCAAAUGCAAGUAGCAAGCUAGCUAGCCCAGCCAUCUUCUUCAUCCGGCAUUAUUCAGCAGUACAGGAAUCUGAAUUCAGAAAUUCUGAUCUGAGUGCUUUGUGACAGUGAUGAGAAUGGAAGAAUAUUGGUUGGUCUGACCCAACACAGAUGAUGAACUGACAAAAAUGAGAGGGUAAGAUUCCAGAUGGAGAAGAAGAAUGAACAAUCAAUAUUUUUGUGGUGGUGUAAAUUUUUGGAUCCAUCAUAUUUGUAUUUAUUUACAUGGAAUAUUGUUGGAAUGCAAUACAUGGAUUUGAUUGGUGAUGAUUCAUAAUCGCCACUUGUGGAGAAU
Molecule: messenger RNA, 1680 nt
Organism: Neltuma alba
Lineage: Eukaryota; Viridiplantae; Streptophyta; Magnoliopsida; Fabales; Fabaceae
Product: dof zinc finger protein DOF1.4-like
Exons: 2
Coding region: 95-1033 (312 amino acids)
Biological process (GO): regulation of DNA-templated transcription
Molecular function (GO): DNA binding; DNA-binding transcription factor activity
Source: RefSeq, a predicted model, not a curated record